This is a messenger RNA of Mesocricetus auratus (golden hamster), 4179 nucleotides long. RefSeq names its product DnaJ heat shock protein family (Hsp40) member C18 (gene Dnajc18). Gene Ontology annotation, molecular function: Hsp70 protein binding. The transcript is spliced from 9 exons. Gene Ontology annotation, biological process: cellular response to misfolded protein. Gene Ontology annotation, cellular component: endoplasmic reticulum membrane. Lineage: Eukaryota; Metazoa; Chordata; Mammalia; Rodentia; Cricetidae. The coding region runs from base 1048 to 2124 and encodes 358 amino acids. The record is from RefSeq and is a predicted model, not a curated record.
UGGUUCAGCUGCUUAUCACACUGGACUAAUCAGGUCAAGGACGCGGGUGGAUUUCACGAUGGUUAACUCAUGUGACUUCUUUAUUACAAAGCCACAAAUUUCCCCCGACUCUGGACAAUGUACUACACAUGCGAGCUGUUAGUCAUAAGACCCGAUGUUCGGUUUGGUGACUAGACUAGGUUAGGUGAUCCCGACCUCAUCAUCUUCCUCGGUGGAUGCGUUAAGGGAGUGAGGAGAGCAGAUUGCCCUGUGAAUCACGCGAAAGAAGUGCUUUGAUUCUUUGCUAGAUUCCACGGAAAACAGCGUGAGGAACAGAAGGAACAAACCCUUACAAACCUCUUAGAGCUGGCCCUUCUGAAAAGAAAACCAGUCAAAGAAAAAGGGCUGGGAAGGAGGAGAAGAGCCAUGAGCAGAAUGGGCACGUAGUAAAAACAGGGGAUGGUAAAGACAAGGGCUCUGAUGGCGGCUCCCAAACUUACCCCCCCCCCCAUAAUGAUGCCUAAGGAGCUUAGCUAAGCGGGAGGAACCCAAACUACUGUCUUACUACGACAUUAAAGUCGCCGCCUUUGUUUUUAUUUUUAUAUAUAUUUUUAUUUUUGCGGGCAUUAAGCUUCCCAGUUGAGUGUAGCCUGCCCCCAAGCCAUCUUUCUGUCCUCCACCGAUUUUGCAGAGUAGGCACGGGGUUCCUGAGGGUGUGAAUGCACCGGUUGGCCUACAGAGUGCCCAGCCGUUGUACCGUAGGACCGUGGUAGGUUCCCAGCCCCAGGCAGGACAGAGGUCACUAUCCCCAGCGACAGAUGAGUCUGAGUCAGAGCCGGUAAGCCACGCAGAAGCCAGCCAACCAAAUCCUACAGGGAUCCAGUCUCUCUGCAUCUCUGCAUCCCACCCCCACCCCCCGCGCGGGCGGCGCCGGGACUUGUAGUCGCGUUGCAACGCUGCCCACACGGACGACACUACAAAGACCGGCGUGCCCCGCGCUCCGCGCCCCCCUCUUUUUCAGCCUCCCGAACUUGCGAGGCUCCGCCGACCAGCUGACUGAAAGCCGAUAUGGCGGCCACUCUGGGCAGCGGGGAGCGCUGGACGCAAGCUUACAUUGAUGCAAUUAGAAGAAACAAAUACCCAGAAGACGGAGGACCUGGCAGCCAUGACCCCUGUGGUUGCUGUAACUGCAUGAAGGCACAAAAGGAGAAAAAGUCUGAGAAUGAGUGGAAUCAGACCCGGCCGGGAGAGGGGAGCUCCACUUAUACAGAGGAACAGCUACUAGGGGUACAAAGAAUCAAGAAGUGCAAAGAUUACUAUGAAAUCCUGGGCGUCUCUCGAGAGGCCAGUGACGAAGAGCUUAGGAGAGCUUACAGGAAGCUCGCCCUGAAGUUUCACCCUGAUAAGAACUGCGCUCCUGGAGCAACAGACGCCUUCAAAGCAAUAGGAAAUGCCUUUGCGGUCCUGAGCAAUCCUGACAAGAGACUGCGCUAUGAUGAGUAUGGAGAUGAGCAGGUGACUUUCACUGCUCCCCGAGCCAGAUCUUACCAUUAUUACAGGGAUUUUGAAGCUGACAUCUCUCCAGAAGAACUAUUCAAUGUCUUCUUUGGAGGACAUUUUCCUUCAGGAAAUAUUCACAUGUUCUCAAAUGUGACAGAUGACAGUCACUAUUAUCGCAGGCGGAACCGCUAUGAGAGGACACAGACACACAAGAGAGAGGAGGAGGACAAACCUCAGACUCCGUAUUCCGCAUUCGUUCAGCUGCUUCCAGUUCUGGUGAUCGUGAUUAUUUCUGUCAUUACUCAGCUGCUGGCUGCUAACCCCCCAUACAGUCUAUUCUAUAAAUCAACCUUGGGCUACACCAUCUCUAGAGAAACGCAGAACCUGCAGGUGCCUUACUUCGUGGAUAAAAACUUUGACAAGGCCUACAGAGGAGCUUCUCUUCGUGACCUGGAGAAAACAAUAGAAAAAGAUUACAUUGAUUACGUACAGACAAGCUGUUGGAAGGAGAAACAGCAAAAGUCAGAGCUGACCAAUUUGGCGGGGUUAUAUAGAGAUGAGCGACUGCGGCAGAAAGCAGAGUCACUGAAACUUGAGAACUGUGACAAACUCUCCAAGCUAAUUGGCCUCCGGAGGGGCGGCUGAGAGCAUGGUGGCCCGGCUCAGCAUGGGGGGUUUCUACUUGUCACUAUUUACAUGUUACUUUAUAAUGCAAGUUAGGAAAUGGUGAACGCUUACUAUCUGCUAGCUUUGUUGGGCAGAGCUGCAGGACAUGGAGCCACACUCACCGUCCAGUUCUUCCAGGCCCAGCUCCCAGGGCAGGGACACUUCAUCUAAGUCCCAUGAACGGUAGAGUUCGGACUCAGCUCCUCUCUGGAUGUAGAUCAGGGCAUCCCAGAGAAGACCCACGUUUCCUCUUGCAUCCUGCCUGCAGCAAAAGCCGCUCCCCAGACAUUUCUAGUCUCAGUCAGUGCACUGAAGAGUAUGGACGGUGCGUGCCGGGAAUUACAGAGUCACCGUCCACCCGGUGUUCCGUUUUCCACUCCCUAAGGAGAGUGCAGAGAAGUUGAACUGCUUGGCCAAUAGUCUGGUGUUACUCCAGUCUCUGUUGAGGCAGGAGCAUCAGCAAACUGCCUGAUCUGUGAUUUAUCUUUCUUUUUCGAAAGGAGGGCUCAUUCUGUAGCCCAGGCUACCCUGGAACUCACUCUAUAGUCCAAGCUGGCCUUGAUUUUGCCAUGACCCUACUAAGUGCUGGGAUUACAGGCAUGAGCUACCAUCCCCAGUGAGGUCCCUUUUAUUUCCCUCUCUUUCAGAAAAUAAAACCUGUUGAGCGGGCUGGAUGCGAUGGCACACACCUCUAAUCCUAGCACUUACAGGCAGAGGCAGGCCACUCUUCACGAGCUCUAGGCCAGCCUGGGCCACAUAGCAAGUUCCCCACCAGCCAAAGUUAUGUAAUCAGAUCUUGUCUUUAAAAAACAAAACAAGCCGGGCAGUGGUGGUGCAUGCCUUUAAUCCCAGCACACGGGAGGCAGAGGCAGGUGGAUCUCUGUGAGUUCCAGGCCAGCCUGGUCUAUAGAGCGAGUUCCAGGACAGCCUCCAAAGCCACAGAGAAACCCUGUCUCGAAAAAACAAAAACAGAAAAUGAAAACCCCGUUGAGCUGUGAAACAGUUCCAUGGACCGCUGAGUAGCAGGAGAUGGGGCUAAGGGAGAAGGUGAAACACCAGUGUAGACACCCAGGUCCAUCAGGAGCUAGGGAGCACUCCCUGUGCUCCUUUAAGCCAUCAUUGAGUGUGGCAGGUCUCAGGCUGAGCACAAAGUGUGCAGAGAAAUGGUGGUGGAACCGAAGAGGAGGCUCAGGCACAGACGCAAAGGGAGGGGCAGGGAGGGCUGAUAUCAGCCUCGGCAGGCAGUGUCCUUCCAAUUUUAGUACAAGGCGGUCUUUCAUUCACUCAGUAUUUAUGGGAUGCCUCCUACAAAGCAAUGGCUUAUUUUUCUUUCUUUCUUUUUUUUUACUUAUGCCUCCUCACAAUUUGUGAAGCUGGUGUAUUACCUCUUUUAUGAACCAGAACAGGAUACAUGGUUGGCCUGGGUCAUAUGACCAGGUGAGGAAGUACGAAAUGUGAGAGAUCAUCCUGUUUCUUAGGUGAUGCUAGCCAGGCUGGUAAAGCAGAGAUUUUCCCCUCGGACGCCUCUGCCCCCCAGCUUGUACCCUUCCCGUGGCACUCCUGCAUCCCUUCAGGACUGCAGAGACGGCUGCUCUUACAAAGGACUCAAGUUCAAUUCCCAACACUCACACGGCAGAUCCCAUCAUUCUGUAACUCCAGUUCCAGAGGAUCCGGCUCCCUCUUCUGGCCUCCACAGGCACUGAGCGCACCUGUUACACAGACGUCCAUGAAGGCAAAAUACCCAGACAUGUUUUGUUUUGUUUUUUUAAUGCAGGACCCUUUGAUAACAAAUCCUUCAGAGGGAGGAAAAGCAGCUCUUCCUAGUACUAAGCCACCGAUUGCCCAGGCUGUAUGGUUGGGCCUUCCUGUGGAGGGCAAUGUCAGAUCUAAGUUCCUGAGCUACCCAGAUUAUCAUGAGACUGAAUUUGGAGGACCAGUUGAUAGCUGGUUUGUAUUCCACGUAUUUUUUCUUUUUAGGUUGGGUAUCAUGUAUUCCAGUCUGGCAUCAAAGUCAAUACACAGCUAAAAACUGAA